Molecule: messenger RNA, 6608 nt
Organism: Polypterus senegalus (gray bichir)
Lineage: Eukaryota; Metazoa; Chordata; Cladistia; Polypteriformes; Polypteridae
Gene: napepld
Product: N-acyl phosphatidylethanolamine phospholipase D
Exons: 5
Coding region: 132-1523 (463 amino acids)
Biological process (GO): N-acylethanolamine metabolic process; N-acylphosphatidylethanolamine metabolic process
Cellular component (GO): membrane-bounded organelle; cytoplasm
Molecular function (GO): N-acylphosphatidylethanolamine-specific phospholipase D activity; zinc ion binding
Source: RefSeq, a predicted model, not a curated record
GACCUGCGCGUGGAUUGUGGGUUGGAAAUUUGAUUGCGACAGCCAGUUUAUUGCCCUUUAUAAUAGAAAAAGUUUUUGCCAGAUGAUCGGGCACUGUUUGUUCACUGGGGGCUGUUGUGGCGCGAUGAAUUAUGUUAUCACAGCUCCAUGGACGAAAAGAGCCUCUUUUGAGCGGUAGUUUCAAACACUCAACACGCUUACCGUACGUUAUUGCCUGCCUUUGGCUAACCUGCAGAUACAUAUUCGGAGGCGCAGUUCCCAAGACAAAAGUCACCAUGGAGAACGAAAGUCAGGGAAGCAUUUCAAAUUGUCAGCCAAAGGAUAUGGAAGAGACAGGAAUGGAAAUUCAGCCACUAGUUGAUGGUAGCAGUGCAUCACAGCCUACAAACAAUGAAGUAGUAAAGAAACGAGUCAGUUCCACAGAAGAGACGAGGAGAAGUAGCUCUUCACGCUCAUCCAGGAAGAGCUUUCGCCUUGAUUAUAGGUUGGAAGAAGAUGUUACCAAGUCUCAAAGAGAUAAACAUGGGCGCUUUAUCAACCCCUGGCCUACAUGGAGACCUCCCACAUUAUACAAUGUCCUAAAGUGGCAAAUAACUGAAAAAAACAGCAGUAACAUUCCCAACUCCAAAGAGGAGCUAGAUAAGGAGCUUCCAGUUUUGGAGCCAUACUUCAUUAAAAGUCCACAGAUUGCGGGUAAAACAGGAUUGGGAAUGCGAGUCACGUGGAUGGGACAUGCAACUGUCUUGGUGGAAAUGGAUGAUCUUACAUUUUUGACUGAUCCCAUCUUUAGCCAGAGAGCUUCUCCUGUUCAGUUUUUGGGGCCGAAACGUUACAGGGGACCCCCAUGCACAGUUGCUCAGCUUCCGAAGAUUGACGCAGUGGUCAUCAGCCACACUCAUUAUGACCAUUUGGAUUCAGGCACAAUAAUAAAUUUGAAUGAGCGCUUUGGAAGUGAUUUACGCUGGUUUGUUCCUCUUGGUCUUUUAGACUGGAUGCAGAAGUGUGGCUGUGAGAAUGUUAUUGAGCUGGAUUGGUGGGAAGAAAACUGCGUACCAGGACAUGAUGAAGUUACCUUUGUGUUCACACCAGCACAACACUGGUGCAAACGUACGCCUACAGAUGAUAAUAUGGUACUUUGGGGCAGCUGGUCUGUCUUGGGCCCAUAUAAUCGCUUUUUCUUUUCUGGAGACACUGGAUACUGUAAAGUGUUUGAACAGAUAGGCAAACGCUUUGGCCCUUUUGAUUUGGCUGCUAUUCCCAUUGGAGCUUAUGAGCCAAGGUGGUUCAUGAGAUGUCAGCAUAUAGAUCCAGAAGAGGCUGUAAGGAUUCAUAUUGAUGUUCAGGCUAAGAAAUCACUAGGAAUUCACUGGGGGACAUUUGCUUUAGCCUAUGAGUUCUAUCUGGAUCCUCCUGUUAAACUUAAGGAAGCUGUGGAAAGAUAUGGACUGAAACAAGACAAUUUUUUUGUUUUAAAUCAUGGAGAGUCUAAAGAGUUGAAAUUUGAAGAAGAUGCUUUUGAAUAACAUGCAUCUAUUAGCAUGGACUUAAAUGAGAGAUGCUGGCUUCUAAAACAAUCAUUUGCUGGACUAUUGAAGUUCUAGUGGAAUGUCAAAACAAUAUUUCAUGAUUCAGUUGUCAUCAUAAUCAAUAUUUUUGAUAGCAUAAUAGUUGAUGAUUUUUUUCUGAUCAAGUGUUAAAGCAAAUAUUUACCCCAAAUGUCAAAUUCUUCUGUAAUGUCUAAGAUUGUGAAGAAUCCAGGGUUUUCAGUUCAGUAAAGUGUUUGCAGGUAGCCAUUGAAGGUGCAUCUUGAAUAUUUGCAAGUUCAUUUCAGGGCCUGAUAUUAAGAGCCAUUUCAUUGCAUUGCCUGUUUUUCUUUCCCAAGUCUUUGGGCAGACGCACUGUUAACAUUAAUGCCGUUUAACUGCACUGAAAAUUGUGAAUUCUUCUCACUCAGAACAUUUCUGAAGGUGAAAAAUAAAAGUUUUUUAAUCACCAUUUUUAAUUUAAAAUUUGAAUGAAGUAUUUGAAAAUUUAAUAUUUUAUAAUUUAAGAAACGUUUAUUGGGAGAUGAUGCUGGUGCCUCACAUUUAUCAAAAAAAUCCUAUUUUAAUUCCUUUGGGAUAAGUAGUCCACAAUUCAGCUGUGUUGCUGUCUUGUUUUGCAAAUAUUGAAGAGACUCAUCAUUAUCAGGUUUUGGAUAUCAUUUUGAUAUUAAAUUUCAAGAAAUUGCCAUCGUUGGCAUAUAGAAAGUAAUUGGUCCAAAACUGCCAACUUCUCUUUUACAUGUUAAACAGUUCAAUCAAAUAUGGGAAAUGGGAGAGCUCGGUAUUUUUUAAAUUGUGCUUUUAAAUAACACAACAAAGCAGCUGUAAAUUAAAAAUGUAUUUUUGUUUAAAAUGUAUAUAUAGGGUGAACAUUUUAUGGAGGUUGCCUUAUGCUAAAAGAAAAUGAAAUAGGUUUUACACGUGUUCUAUAUCCAGCGCAAUAUUUAUUUAAUUUGACAGAGUAAUCGUUCAAGUUGUAGAGAAAUGUUCAAAUUAAUUACAUUACAUAGAAAUCUUUAUUGUACAUUACAUUCUUGGCUGGAUCACUUUUAAAAGACUGAAUUUAAACUGCAUGCUUGGCCUGUUGUGUAUCACAUUGAUGUGAAAUUUAUUUACUGUUGUGCUAAUACAUGGCACAGACUGAAAUUCCUAAAAAUGUUUUUAUCUUUCUUAAAAGCUGCUAACAUGACCAGUCUUAUGUUGUGGGUGAUGUUAAGGUCUGCCAUGUAAAUAUGAGUUUCCUAUUCUUUCCUGAGGAUCGAGAAUUUCAUUUUACCAUAAUAUUCUCAAACUUGCUUAACUAAAUUGGUCAGAGAUUUAAAUUUUAAUGAUCUUGAUUUUCCUGAUCUUGUGUACCUUUUUCCGGAGCUUAAAUAUAGUAAGUCUGUCAUGCUUACAACAAAAAAAGGCCUUUCCCAGUGAUGGCAGCCCUGAGCAUUGGCAGCUCAGUGCUCAUUCUAUAACAGAGAUCACCCUGGACUGAAUAAUGGAGAAUAGAAUAAUGACUGACUGACUGAUAGAAUGCCAAGCCUCCUUUUCCACUAUGGCAGUGUAGCUGGUUUUAUGUGGGUAGAAGUAGUCACCCAUGUUGAUCCCUGUCCUCCAAGGCCCCACUGAUGCACACGCCCACAUAGGCUGACACUGGACCAGUUAACCCAUUUGGGGCAUCUGCUUCCUAGGAAUUAAAUUCACUGAAAAUUGUGUCUUACCGAAAUAAAGAAAUCAACCCCCUACCACUGCCCUGUGAGCCAUUGACAGAGAAACAAAAGUACAAAGAAAGCAAAGCAUUGGACAAAGGGGGUACUUAGACUGUUCCUUUAAAUAUGGGCUUACACACCAAAAAACGAAAGAAAAAACACUGAAGGAAACCAUUGAGCCGCAUAAUAUGAUGUAUUUGUCCUUAUUCUUUUCAGCAACCCAGAGAAUAUUCAGUUUCUAAAUUUGGAAAUUAGUGCACUUUUAAACAAAAUACUUAUCUGUUUAAAAAGUGUAAGUGAUUUUUCCAAAAACUCUACGGUAAACUAAAAAUGUGCUAUUUUUUCAGUUGGUAUGUGCAGAAUGAUGGCUAACAUGUCAUCCCAUAAUAGAAAAGUGGUCACCUGUAUCAAACAUAAAAUAUAAGAAAAAAUAAGGCUGCUAUAGAACUGUUGCCUAUUUUGGAAAACUCUCUGCUUGCUUGCCCCUGCUGUUUAUCCUUGAACUUUUAAUAUCUUUUAUUUCUUUGCUAGCCCAAGAGGUUCUCUUGUUUUAAGAAGCUAACCGAUCAAGUCUUGGAUUUUUGUACAUACACAUUCUUCAAGUUUACUUAAAAUUGUGAGGUUCAGAUUAAGUUGGCUAUCUGCUGUAAAUUAGACCUGGGGUGUCUGUGGCCCACCCAUACCUAGCUCUUGUCAUAUACCCCUUUGCUGCUCAGAAAAUGGAUAAACAGAGUGGUGGCUUUAUAGAUGACCAUUUUGAGAUGGCAUAUUUUCUUAACAGUUGCUGUCAGUGUCAACAAGCUGUUGCACUUUUAGCUGGAAUCUCACACAGAUACAUGAAGUAAGCAGGGAACCUAGGACUUGAGGGACACACAUGCAGAGCAGACAAUCGAUUAUUAAAAAGCUGUGAUACGGGAAAGAGUCAAGGUUUAGAGAAAAGAUGGUUAGAUGAUACAGUAUCUGGGAAGUGCCUGGGUUAAGCAUUCCAAGAGCAGUCCAGCGUUGGCACAACAAUCCAUUAAAAAUGAUGGUGUGCAGUGAUGAUGAUAAAAUUCAAAAAUUAAAAAGAAACAAUGUAUUUAUGGAGAGUUACCAUUGUACUUCUGGCACCUUUCAAGUUUGAGACUGAGCUGGUUUCACUGAAAAAUCUUUCAGGACAGCAGUCAUCUUACCCAGUGUAACCAUUACACAAACCCUCUCACAGACAAACAAAUACUAAUGGUUAGAUUUUCCUUUUUUCCUGACCCAGAUAUUGGCACACAACAUGAAUGAUGCUCACUUUUUAAAAAAGUAUAGUCAGAUUCCAUAUUGGAUUUUCAUGCAAGUUAUGUCACAAUGGAUGUGAACAUCAAUGACAUUGUCAAACAAAACUUAACUUGUUCACCUGGCAAAUGGGAACAAGAUGAAGUCUGCUGAUAUUCAUUUGAAGUAUCAAACCAGUGGAGGUUUUUGUAUUCUUUCAAAAGUGAAUCUUCACACCCACAUGCUGUAUAACCUUUUUGUUUUAGAUAAAAGUUGAUCUUUUUUCCCUGUUAUCAAAUGAGGAGCUGCAGUUCUUUUCAAAUCAUCAUGUUGUGUAAUUGUCUUCAACAUCCUUGCUGCUUUUGCUAAUAUUAAUAUUUCUUAAAUAUACUUUUGUUUUUCCCCCCCAUUUUUCUAUUUAAAAAAGUAAGCCAGAUUAUAUCAAAAGUACAGCCUCUGUAAACAAGCAUCCAAGGGUCUUCUGUCAGCUCUCUAGUGGUGCGACUCCACUACAAAACUGACAAGAAUAAUGAAGCUAAUCUUGACAUUUAUAAUUCAAAGGUAUGUUAACAAUUUUAUUUUUCUUCUACUAACUCUGUAGAAUGCCUUCAAGGCGUAUCAUUAUUUAAACAGUUUUGGACUUUUUUCUCCGUGGGACUGCACGGAAUAUUGAGUGUAGGUUAAAGUUCUGACUUGAGUUUGUCCACAACACUGACUUUGGCCUUUUGCUGGAAAAUGAAAAUUCACUGUACAACCAGGCAUCUCACAGAUAGCAGUAGGUGAUCCUCCAGCAUGCACUAACAAUUUACUUUUUAUUUUACUGCUGUAAGCAUUUAAAGUCUUAACCUACAAAAAUAUGCCUAUAAUGUGGUGAUGUCACCUCAUUUUUUUUGUUUUAUCGCAAAAACAUGACAACGGAUCUCAUUGGAGCAGGUAAUUUUAAUUUUUACUUGCUCUCAGUGACUUCUUUUAAUUCUUGUAAACUGUAUUUUCCAUCUGAUGGUGCUUUUUUCCAAACAAGUUUUUUACCACUAACAUGACCCAGAUGUGACCUGUACGAGUGGAUUCUCCCACUACACAGCAUUAACUUGAGCUACUUCUUUGUAUACUUGGCAUUAGAUGGGGCUCUUAUUCUGUAGAUUUACAGCCGUGUUUACUCCAGUUCUGUAAAGUAGACCCAAGUGUGCUUUUUUCAAUACCCAUUUUCUUCUACUUUUGGACUGAGUGCAGCUUAUUCUAUAUUUGUUGUUCUUUUUUCCUUUGGGUUAGAUAGUUUUUGGAAGAAGACUCGUGAGAAAAACUGAAGAAUUUCCCAGAUAGAGGAAUUGACUGUCAGGAGUGGAUUUUGAUGCUAUUCCAAUACAGAAUAACUAGUAUUAAAUACACCAAUACAAUAACCUUUGAAGUGUACAGUGCCUUUAAUAACCAUUUAAUAUUGUACUGCAGUCUCAUAAUGUUAAGUUUUUUUUUUUUAAUCUUGUGCAUAUGGUACAUAUCCAAGACUUGUUUAGCAAGGAAGUGGCUGUCUAAAAUGCCUUAAAAUGUGUGUGAAUUUUUUAGAUAACAGAACAUGAAAGCACUGUUCUUUUUCUGUUUCACAAAAGGCAUGGUUGAUGUCCUAGAGGACAAAAAUGGAAUGUGAAUGUAAUGUAGAUGCUGGCCAUCUGUCAGUGACUAAAAAUGCUUUUAAACAAAAAAAGGAAUGCUAGUCACCACUCUCCAAUUACCACACCACCAGAUACUUGCAUCCAUAUCCAUUAGCAAAAAAGAGAGAAGUAUUCAGAGUGGGUCAAAUUAAUCCUGGGGUAUCAUUCCUUGUGGCCUUUGUGUCCAUCUCCAUUAGAGCAGCAUACAGUAAGAAAAAAAAGUUUAUGUGCCAGCGCAAAAAUAAAUGUUAUAAAUGUAUGCUGCUAUUCAUCAUGAGGGUUGGAAAACUUUCAGGUUUUCUACUUUACCGAAUCAUUACAUGUAAGAUAACUGCAUCAAAGCCUUAGUUUUAGUUAUAAAAGUGUUAUUUUAUGUAUUAAAUGGAACAAUAAAUAUGUAUAGAGUUCUUUGUUGGUUAAAUUAGUGGGUUAUUGUGUACAGGUGAGUUUGCCGGUGCUUUUGUAUUCUUUUUUUUUUU